Molecule: messenger RNA, 572 nt
Organism: Lolium rigidum
Lineage: Eukaryota; Viridiplantae; Streptophyta; Magnoliopsida; Poales; Poaceae
Product: auxin-induced protein X10A-like
Exons: 1
Coding region: 189-572 (127 amino acids)
Biological process (GO): response to auxin
Source: RefSeq, a predicted model, not a curated record
ACAUGCUUUGAUCCCUCCCCAUUCCUCAUCCUCUUAAUCCUCUCCCAGCGAGCUUCUUGGAGCAGAGCCAAGAUCGCCGAGCACUCCCAGCUCUUGCACACAGCACACCCAUUCACCCAACCAAGAUCGUGUCGCCGUUUCUUGGCACGGAAAGCUUCGAUCUUGCUUCAUUUCCUCGAGGGGGCACUAUGUUGACGAUGGGGUACUUCCGGGCACCCAAGCUGGGCGGGAGGAAGUCGUCGUCGCCGGAGAGGGACGGCCAGAGCCUGCGUUCGGCGCUGCUCGUCGACGGCGAGACGGCGUCGGUGCCCAAGGGGUACUUCGCGGUGUAUGUGGGAGCGGAGGCGCGGCGCUUCGUGGUGCCCAUGAGCCUCCUCUGCCAGCCGGCGUUCCGGGCGCUCAUGGAGCUUGCCGCCGAGGAGUUCGGGUUCGGCCAGGCCGGCGGGCUCCGCAUCCCAUGCCGCGAGGAGGACUUCGUCGCCACCGUCGCCGAGCUCCUGCCCGCGGCCGAGUCCAGGCAGCGCCGCUGGAGCGCGGCCGGGGGCAGGCGGAGCACCUCGGUGAACUGGUGA